CACGCGCCUCGCGCGUUGCCGCCGGCUUUGGGUGGGGUCUUAUUGGCUGGAUCGUGGCCAGGCCCGGAGGGAGGGAGGGAGGGAGGGAGGGAGGGCGGGAAGGAGGGAGGGACGACGGGGAGGAAGCCGAAUUUUGAAUGCCAGGAAGUUGUGAUAGCGGCACGCUUGCAGAUCGAAAGCAUGAAAGCCUCCGUGUCCUCCUCCCCGCCCUCCCUCGGCUCCGCCUUCCUGACCCUGGCUGUCAACACCUCCGCAGCCUUCGAUACACAGCAUCCUGUCGAGGCAUUUCAGGUCUCACCACAGGGAGUGCAGAUGGUCUGGGAUGGAUUGAUUCAGGACGGAGGGGGCGGGGGCUUUGCUGUCCACGACGAGGUUAGGGGGUGGGGAGGGAGAGAGGGAGGAAGGGAGGAAGGGAGGGACAACGGAAGGGAGGAGGAAGGGGGGGAGGGAGGGGGGCAACGCAGACUGACGACGGGAGAGAGGGAGUCCUGUGGUGACAUUACCGACGUCUUUGUCUCGGGGAAAACACGGCGGGAGGUAGAUGCGGCCCUCUUCACCCUCCCUCUAGCCAUCACCCCUGACUCCACCCCGUCCUCCCUGCCGCCCUCCAUCGCAUCCUCCAUUGUGCGAAACGCCUUGCCGGCUCUGAAGGACGACGAGGAUCUUCGAGCGGCCCUCCUGGGGCGAGAAAGAGGGAAUAGAUGGCUGGAGACGCGCGACAAGAAGCUUCUGAGCAAGCUAGCGGACUUCCAUCUUCUAAUCUACCUAUCCAAUGUCUUUGGGUGA
Messenger RNA from Nannochloropsis gaditana CCMP526, 786 nucleotides. RefSeq lists its product as uncharacterized. Gene Ontology annotation, cellular component: nucleus. The record is from RefSeq and is a predicted model, not a curated record. The annotation marks the transcript as partial. Gene Ontology annotation, biological process: ubiquitin-dependent protein catabolic process. Gene Ontology annotation, molecular function: ubiquitin binding; ubiquitin protein ligase binding. The transcript has 5 exons.